Molecule: messenger RNA, 2382 nt
Organism: Rotaria sordida
Lineage: Eukaryota; Metazoa; Rotifera; Eurotatoria; Philodinida; Philodinidae
Source: the annotation of a GenBank genome assembly
AUGUUUAAGGCAGCAAUGUUGCUUUCUCAUCAAUAUAAUAUAACAAUCGAAGGAGAAUUCAUAGGAUGGCAAGCAGAGCAAACUACUGGUAAUAUAAUAGAUGCUAUGCACAUUAUGUGUCAUGCAGUAUCUGUUUCAAAUGUUGUUGGUGUCGUUGGCCCAUGGUUAUCAAGAGAAGCUCAGGUAAUUGCUCCUUUUGGUGAAAAACUUGGUAUACCUGUUAUAUCAUAUUCUGCAACUAAUCCUGGUUUAUCUGAUCAAAAUGCUUAUCCUAACUUUCAUCGUACAGUUGCUUCGGACUUUGUAGCUGCAGCAGCCGUUGCAAAAUUAUUUAUUCGAUAUAAUUGGACAUCAUGUACAAUAAUUUAUCAAAAUGAUGCAUUUGGAACUGGCGGAGCCAAUGCUAUAAGUGAAGCAUUUAAUGAUAGUCGUUUAAUAGUCAGCCAAAUGAUUGUAUUUGAUAUUGCUACACGUAGUAUUCGUGGUGAUUUGAAAAGUCUUUUAACUAAUGCUGCAACACGAAUGGUUGUUGUAUGGGCUGAAUCACUUUAUACAUAUCUGAUUUUGCAAGAGGCUCUUGCCUCUAAUGUAGUUGGUCCACAAUUUACAUGGAUACUAAGCAGCAGUGUUUCAUUAAAUUCUUUCAAUCAAACAUUUUAUGAAAACUUAAUUGGAAUGCUUUUGAUUGAACCAGCUGUAGGAUCAGUUGUCAAUGCGCCAAUUAAUGCAACAUUAUUAAGUGCAGCAUAUAGUAUUUGGCAACAAUAUGAGCUUGAAUCAUUUCCUGGGUCUAUGAAUGUAGAUAAUUAUGCAUUAUUUACAUUUGAUGCAACAUGGACAUUAAUUCAAUCAUUACAACAAUUGUGUACAUCAAAAAUAAAUAUUUCUUCUUCAUGUUUAUCAUUUAUUGAAUCUUCAUUUUGUUUUGAUCGUCGUUUCAUUCAUUCUAACUUAUUGUUAGAUGUAAUUAGUAGAACAGAAUUUCUUGGUGUAUCUGGUCCUAUACAAUUUAGUAUGAAUGUAACAGAUCGAAUAACUGGUUUGUAUUAUUCUGCAAAAAAUGCUCAACCUUCUUCGAAUGGUUUGAGUUUUGUUUCUGUAUUAGAAUAUUCUCAUCCUGGUGAUUGGAGAAUACCUACAAAAGAAAAUGUUAUAAUAUGGCCGGGCAAUUCAUUAACGCAGCCUAUUGGCGGAACACUUCUCAAAGGUGUAAAUUUACGAAUAGGUGUUAUUGAAUCAGUUCCAUUUACAAUAGUUGAAAAGAUCAAAGAUGCAUCUGGACAAAGUACAAUACAGUAUAGCGGUUAUGUACACGAUCUUAUUAAACUUUUACAAAAUAAAAUGGAAUUUAUUCCAAUUAUUGAAUUAGCAUCACCAAAUCAAACCUAUAAUGGAUUAAUUCAAGCAGUACGUAACGGUGAUUAUGAUAUAGUGAUAGGUGAUGUGACAGUUACUGCUACACGAAGAAAAUUAGUCGAUUUUUCCAAUACUAUAUUUGAUAAUUCUUUACGUAUUAUUAUUCGAAAAACAACCGAUGUCAAUAUUGACCUGUUCUCAUUCUUAAAACCAUUUUCAUGGAAUCUCUGGUUAUUACUUUUAUGUACUUUAAUCUAUGCUGGUAUUUUAAUAUAUAUAAUAGAGAGACAAGAUAAUGAAACAUUACAAAAUCAAUCAAUAUUGUCUCAAAUUGCAAUGUAUGUGUGGUAUUCUUUUGGUAAUAUUGUUGGAUAUGGUGUAGAAUUUCAUACAAAUACAGGUGCUGGACGUUUAUUAACUGCUGGUUUAUAUAUCUUAAGUUUGAUAUUAGUAGCAUCAUACACUGCAAAUUUAGCAUCUGAUCUGACAAUAGCAAAAUCAAAAUCUAUUAUUUCUGGAAUUGAUGAUAUUAAAAAUGGAAAAAUACCAUUUAAUCGUAUUGGUAUUCUUGUAGAUUCAGCUCCUGAAGAGUAUUAUUUGAGAGAAAUAUCUAAUGGUGCUCGAAAUUAUUACCCGUUACACUCUCUAAACGAAGCAUAUUUUAGUCUACUUACAAAUAUGAUUGAUGCAGCCUUUUGGGAUAGUGGUGCUGUUGAAUAUGUCACAAAUAAUAUAUUUUGUAAUUUAACUUUAAUUGGAAAUGAUUUUGAUAAAAGUGUAUUUGGUAUUGUUACUCCUCAGAAAUGGUUAUAUGCACAAGAUUUAGAUGUAAAUAUUCUAUCAUUAAGAGAAGCAGGUGAUAUAGAGAAAUUAAGACAAAAAUGGUUUCAAGCAAAGACGUGUUCUGACUCAUCUGAAAUAUCAACUGCGAUCAAAAUUGAAGCAAUGAGUGCCCUAGUGAAACUACUCAUCAAGCGAGUACGACUUGCCAGCAUGAGUACUCAAGUUACUCGUACGAGUACUUGA